Molecule: messenger RNA, 1179 nt
Organism: Folsomia candida
Lineage: Eukaryota; Metazoa; Arthropoda; Collembola; Entomobryomorpha; Isotomidae
Exons: 3
Coding region: 1-1179 (392 amino acids)
Source: RefSeq, a predicted model, not a curated record
AUGUUCACUAAUCGCACCCUAAACAUUAUCCGAAUUUCGAUGGGAAUCUACUCCUCGCUCGGAAGUAAUCCGUAUUACUGGGAUUCAAAACAAAACUGCAUGUCUGUCUGCUCAACUUUAAGGAGAAAUAUUUCUUUUAUGUUCGCCGUUUUAAUUACUGUGAUCCAAUUGUGUUUCUUAUUUUGGCGACUUAUUCAACAUUCUCAAGAAUUAGAGGCUAAUCGUUCAUUCGAGGUAAUUGUGUGGCUCUGGAUUUGGAUAAUCUUAACAUCUUGGGCCCUAGUUUCCUUCCAUAAUGGGUGGACCAAGAAGAGCGAAGUUGUCGGUAUGUUUAAAGGGGUGCGACUUUUCGCACGAUGUUUCGAGAACGAAUAUCCAAAAGCAAGGAUGAAAACCUUACUAAGAAAUUUUAACUCGAUCGAUAUCCAUUUCCUGGUAGUAAUUUGGAUCAUUUUCACUUACGUAACGGCUGUUUCCCUCAUGUUUUUCGUCGCUCCUGGAAACUCGCAGUACUUUUAUUCUCUCGUCGAGGCCAAGAGUCAAACGGGCUGGACAGGAAUAGUCUUCAUACUAUUUCUUGCGCUGGAAGUGUAUGCAAAAUCGUCACAAGUUUUUAUGAUGGCGACCGAAGUAUUUUCAAUUAUACCGGCCCUUCUCCCAGCUGCAUUUUGGAUGGAUUACAUUCGAAGAUCGAGUCAUUACACGAUCAGAAUUUCUCAGAAGGUCGCCAUCUUCCAAAAGAUCCAGAUCCUAACUUCCUACUAUAAUCACGCCUCAACCCCACUCUUAACUCGCAUCCUGUCCGUCCUGGUUCCUUCCGCCCUGUGCAUCACGUGCUGCUUCGCCGCCAUCCGAUUUCAUAUUUUCCUCCCCUUCUUCCAAUACAUCCCAUUCCCCACUAUUUUCAACAACGAGUUUUCCAUCAUUGCCGUCACCUUAAUUCCAGCCACCGCAAUUUACGAAUCAUCCAACAAGCUUUGUCUCCACAUUCGGAAAAAAGUCGAUGCGAAAAUGGGAAAGAUGUGGCGCAAAAGGUUGACCGCGCUGCACCCUUUGGGCGUCCAGAUCGGUCCAAUCUGCAAAGUUCGAAAGAUUGCGAUUCUUCUUUGCUACAAUUUUAUAGCCAAUUAUAUUUUUACUCUGUUAAUUACAUUCCCACACGAGAAAGUUGUUCGCUAA